Messenger RNA from Apis dorsata (giant honeybee), 1555 nucleotides. RefSeq names its product ribosome biogenesis protein WDR12 homolog. Gene Ontology annotation, molecular function: protein binding. Lineage: Eukaryota; Metazoa; Arthropoda; Insecta; Hymenoptera; Apidae. The transcript is spliced from 9 exons. The record is from RefSeq and is a predicted model, not a curated record. Gene Ontology annotation, cellular component: preribosome, large subunit precursor. Bases 16 to 1287 code for a protein of 423 amino acids. Gene Ontology annotation, biological process: ribosome biogenesis.
AGUACAGAAAUUGCAAUGGAUAAUAUAAAUGUGAACAAAAGUGUUCCACAAGUACAAAUAAAAUUUCUUACUAAACAAAAACAAUAUGCAGUUCCAGAUUUUCCUCUAUCAGUUCAUACAUCUAUUGUAUCAAAUGAAUUAAAUACUCUUAUAAAUGAACUUUUGAAGGAAUCAAGUAAUAUAAAAAAUGAAAUAGAAUUUGAUUUUUUGGUGUGUUCACAAUUUUUACGUACUUCAUUAAUUGAACACAUAACAGAAAAAAAUAUUUCUACAGAAGAUGUAAUAAUUAUUGAAUAUGUUGAAAAGUAUCCACCACCUGAACCUCAAGAUUGUCUUAUACAUGAUGAUUGGGUAUCUGCUAUUGCUGUUUAUGAGAAAUGGAUUCUAACAGGCUGUUAUGAUAAUACAUUACAUAUAUGGACAUGUAAAGGAAAACAUCAUUUGGUAAUUCCUGGACAUACUUCACCAAUUAAAGCAGUUGCAUGGAUAUCCUUAACUAAUGACACAGCUAGUUUUGUUAGUGCAUCCCAAGAUCAAACAGCUAUAAUAUGGGACUGGAAUAUUAUGGAAAAUUCAGUAGAUUGUAUUCAUGUAUGCAGAGGACAUGAACGUGGACUAGAAGCUGUUGAUAUUAAUUAUGACAAGACAAUAAUGGCAACUGGAGCAUGGGAUACAAUGCUUAAAAUCUGGUCUACAGCUAAUCAAGAUGAAAAUGAAGAUGGUGAAUCUACUUCAAAGAGAUUAAAAUCAGAACAUGGAAAAACAAGGAUACCUAAAAGAACAAUGAAAGGUCACAAAGAAGCUAUUAGUGGUGUAGUAUGGUCAGAUAAAAUAGAAAUUAUAACAUCUUCAUGGGAUCAUACAAUAAAAAUAUGGGAUUCAGAAUUAGGAGGAAUUAAACACGAAUUGACUGGAAAUAAAAGUUUUUUUGAUCUUGAUUAUUCUCCAUUAAGCCACACUAUUAUAACAGCAUCAGCCGAUAGGCAUAUCAGAUUAUAUGAUCCAAGAUCUACAGAGGGAUCAUUGGUAAAAGCAAUAUUUACUUCUCACACACAAUGGGUACAAUCUGUAAAAUGGUCACCUGUACAUGAAAAUCUUUUUAUUUCAGGAGCAUAUGAUAAUGAUAUGAAACUGUGGGACACCAGAAGUCCUAAAGCACCAUUAUUUGAUCUUUCUGGACAUGAAGAUAAAGUAUUAUGUUGUAAUUGGUCAAAUCCUAAAUUCAUAGUAUCUGGAGGUGCAGACAACACCGUAAGAAUAUUUAAAUCGAAACAUAUUGUUCAUUAAUAACAAAUUAUUUUAUAACUUUUACAUAUAAUAGAGAAAUGAAAUUUUCUGUAUAGCAAAUUAUUAAGGAUAAGUUUUUUUACAAUUUUCAUAUUUAUUAUACUCUAAAUCAAGCAUUGUAAUCAUUUAAAUUAAAUAGAAAAUUUAAUAUUUUGCUGUUGUGAAACAUUGAAUUAUAAAAUUAUUGUAUUCAUUGUAAAAUAAUCAAAAAAAUUAAAAUUAAUUUUAAUUUUAAUUGCAAUAACGUAAUUUGAAAUAAAUUAUAUAA